Molecule: messenger RNA, 768 nt
Organism: Schistosoma spindalis
Lineage: Eukaryota; Metazoa; Platyhelminthes; Trematoda; Strigeidida; Schistosomatidae
Source: the annotation of a GenBank genome assembly
AUGAAUCUACCAAAAUGUAUACCCCACUUAAUUGUGUCGUAUAAACAAAAAUGUAACACUGUUUGUCAUCUAAUGACCACUUCCUUAUUAUUAUUAUCACCAUCACCGUUAUCAACGAAGUCUGAUGAAAUAAACAAACCAAAUGGUUAUAAAAUACUGAUGAAAUCAUCAUCAGUUCGAUUACGAUUAGAUAAUCUACCAACACAUGUGCAACAAUAUUUUAAUCUUACUCCUUCUGAUAAACCAUCUGAAUUUAUUACUGUAUUGUCAAGUGAUGUACAAAAACUGAUUAGGAAGACUCAUUGUUCAGUCAACUUUAUUAGUGAUAAUUUACAACCUCCGUUACUUCAACUGAUUUCCAAAGAUGAUACAUCAAAUUUCAACAAAUCAUUACGUAAAUAUGGGAUUAAUUUGCAGGGGAAAAGUCGAGUAAAAGUGAUUGAAUUUAAUUCUACUAUAGACGAUACUAUGUUUAGAGUCCGAAUGAAACAGGCAGAAGAUUUUUUGCAAGCAGAUCAUUUUGUAGUUAUAAUUAUUAAUUUGAAACAUCUAAAAAAAUUAUUGUCGAAAAAAAAAAUACAGUCUACGACUACGAAAGCGGAUGGUGGUGAACAGCAGUUGCGAAAUGUGGGGAAGGUGGAAUAUGAGAAAAAUGUUGCAAAGUACACUGAAAUAUUUGAAGGUAUACCUUAUUGUAAAGUACACAAUAUUAAUCGACCGAAUGUGUUAAAUAUUGUUAUGACUUUAGAACGUAUAAAAAUAAACUAG